ACAGGAACCGGGUUGGCGCCCAAAUUAUAGAAAAGAAAAAAGUCUCUAACGGGACAGAUGUGCGUUCUCUGACGCCCACCCUACGAGUCUCAUGCCAGACGCACUGGUGGUGGUUCCACGCUCAGGAAGGAUGUGGGGCGGGGAACGCGCCGCCCCAAGACCGGACCUCGGUCUCUAGAACUCCGCUGCCCACACGUACCCCCUGACCUGGAUGCGAACACCCUCAUUCUCCCACUCCCGCGCCACUGUAGCACCUCUCUCCCCUCCCUCGAGAAGCCCCCGACUGUAGAAAGAAAGAUAAACCUCCAAGUUUUCACUCCGCGUCUCAAACGUGCAUGAAGGAAUUUAACUGCGCGAGUGAAUAACAGCAUUAGUUUCAAUUAAUUUUUUUUAAAUCCCGGCAACAAUAAACUUUGAGAACAAAAGCGCUUUUACGUCCUUAAUUAGGCGAGCUUCCCAUCUGUGGUCUUGAAGUGUCUUGCCUCUUGAUUUAACUUUGUCUCCGCCCCUCACUACACUCCUACCCCUUCUUCGCUGGGCCCUUCGGGUACCCUAGCCAUCCCGCCCGCGGCGCCGGAGGUUCGGCCCAGCGGAUCCUGUAGCCCCGAAGUUCACACCGGCCGGCUGGCUUUGCGGCGGGGCUGGCGCGCACCAGUGUACUGGGAAGAAGGGUCGUGGUCCACCACAGAUGCGUUUGUCAGAGGGAGCAGUGGAGAUUCGGGUCAAGGCUUAAAGGCCUGGGGCUUCCAAUGAUACUCUGGGCAGGGAUGGAAGCCUAGAUGCCUCACCGCAAGGAGCGGCCGAGCGGGUCCUCGCUUAACGCACACGGCAGCAGCGGCACCGCGGAGGGAGGAAAUAUGUCCCGGCUGUCACUCACCCGGUCGCCUGUGUCUCCCCUGGCUGCCCAGGGGAUCCCACUGCCAGCUCAGCUCACCAAAGCCAAUGCACCUGUGCACAUCGACGUGGGAGGUCACAUGUAUACGAGCAGUCUGGCUACACUCACCAAGUACCCUGACUCCAGAAUAAGCCGUCUCUUCAACGGCACGGAGCCCAUUGUCCUAGACAGUCUCAAGCAACAUUAUUUCAUCGACCGCGAUGGGGAGAUUUUCCGCUACAUCCUGAGUUUCCUGCGGACGUCAAAACUGCUGCUUCCAGAUGACUUCAAGGACUUCAACCUGCUGUACGAGGAGGCGAGGUACUACCAGCUGCAGCCCAUGGUGCGCGAGCUGGAACGCUGGCAGCAGGAACAAGAGCAGCGACGUCGUAGCCGGGCCUGUGACUGCCUGGUGGUGCGGGUCACCCCUGACCUGGGUGAGCGGAUCGCACUCAGUGGAGAGAAGGCCCUCAUCGAGGAGGUCUUCCCAGAGACCGGAGAUGUCAUGUGCAACUCUGUCAACGCCGGCUGGAACCAGGACCCCACGCACGUCAUCCGUUUCCCUCUCAACGGCUACUGUAGACUCAACUCGGUUCAGGUCCUGGAAAGGCUGUUUCAGAGAGGGUUCAGCGUGGCCGCAUCCUGUGGGGGUGGUGUGGACUCUUCCCAGUUCAGCGAGUACGUCCUUUGCCGGGAAGAGCGGCGACCGCAGCCCACCCCAACUGCUGUCCGGAUAAAGCAGGAGCCCCUGGACUAGGCGCUGCCUCGGUGCCCACCUAAGACCCCCUCAGUCCUGGGGCAACCCCAAGGACACGGAAAGAGCCCUGAGGAGGCCUGCCUGUUUGUGCUUCACAGUGAGCACAAGACUGAGGGCAGGAAUGGAGGGGCUGAGCUCACCCCUGGGAACGCCAGGUGCGGAGGCAACGGGAUGAGGGGUGCCGGAGACAUGCCCACGGAAGGACUGUCGAUGUGACCCGCAGAUGCUGUUGCUGCAACUGUGCUGCCAGCUUCCCAACCCUCCUGCUCCUCAGCCCGGUACAUCAUCCUCUGCUGGGCCAGUCACUCCAGAGCAGCUGUUUCUCCUCCACACUUGGCAGACAUAUUUUUCUACAGUAUUUAAAACAGGACUAACUGUCUCUGCACAGGUCGGCAAGGCUAAUGGGGACCAUCGCUGCUUUUACCUGGUGCUCGGUUCUCAGUCCAACUGUUCAGCAAGCCUUGCCAAGGAUGGGCCGCCGGCAUUUGGGCCCAGGUGCCUGCUGAGCUGGCUCUGUGGGGACAGAUGUGGGGGUGGCGGUGCUACAGGAGAUGGGACAGGGUCCUCCAGGGGCAGGGCAGCCAGGAAGAGGAAAUGGGGGCUGUGUGACUCUGACUUUUAUCUGAGACACUCUGCUGCCACCCGUGUCCCAGACUGCACUUGGUGCACACCUGACCUGCUAAUGCCCAGGGGCUUCCAAUCCCAACUGAUUUGUGCUCACAUCUGGGUUCUUGGAGAAGUCUCCACCCACCCAGUCAGCAUGGGGGCCACAGCUUAUCUCAGGAAUGGGCCCUUCUACCAAGGGACCCAUCUGUCAGCAUCACUCUCUGGGUCCCCAGCUCAGGGAACCACCCUCCACCCUAGGUCCAGUUUUCCCAUUCAUACGCACAUCAAGUGUUACCGAAAUGUUCUAAACUAGCCAGUCUCUUAAGGCCCAGACCUAAGCUUACCUAGUGCUCUUAACCCCAGAUUUCCAACAAGGACUGGUCCUGAGAGGUCCUCACAGAUCAGCUCUCUUCCAGACGACAGGCCCAAAAGAUGGAUACCCUGGCCUUGUCACAUCUCCCCUAGCUCCUCCCAAGUGGAGGAACCACAGAGAACUGACAGAUGGGGUGCCCUGGCCGGCACUCCCUUGUGUAUAACGCCUGUAGACUUGUAUAUGUCUCCUUUAAUAUUGUAAAGAUGCUGAUGUACAAUUGUUCUGUGUUUGUGUAAACACACCGCGUUCCUGGUUCAUGCCAUAAAGGACGCUAUAAAGCAAAA
Messenger RNA from Grammomys surdaster, 2894 nucleotides. It is a transcript of the gene Kctd15, whose product is annotated as potassium channel tetramerization domain containing 15. Lineage: Eukaryota; Metazoa; Chordata; Mammalia; Rodentia; Muridae. Gene Ontology annotation, biological process: protein homooligomerization. The record is from RefSeq and is a predicted model, not a curated record. The transcript is spliced from 7 exons. Gene Ontology annotation, molecular function: protein binding. Bases 780 to 1631 code for a protein of 283 amino acids.